CAAUUGUGCUGAUAGAUUGAGUGGCGGGGUAUUCUGCAAUUGUUGCCAAGCAUUGUGCCAUAUAGGGGCUUAGCCUAACACGAUGAUUCCACUGUCCUAAAAAUUAGACUCGCAUGUAAUGUGUAGAAAGACGCAACGGCACUGCGCAAUAACCAAAAGCUAUAAGCUCCGUGCUCCAAAAAGGGGGCCCGUGGACAGUAUACAACGCGUGUAUGUACAAGGCACGGAUCCGGGGGGAGUGGGGCCCCAUACAUAUUCCACCGUGGGGUACGGUUCUAGCUCAGACGAAACAAGACGUGAGAAAAAUCGAUGUUUUUUUGUUCACUACACAAUAUGACAUCGUCGUUCAUAUCUCGCAGUACUAAAUGCACUCCAUUCUUAUCCUAAUAGUUCAGACAGCUUGGCGGUCAGCCAGCGCACGCGGAUGAUAAAUGACAAUGUCGUCUGUUUCGUUUACGUGGUUGUUGCCCAUCCUGGUAGCUUGCGGUGUGUACUACUGGCAGUUCGUAGGAAGUCGAUGCUACUGCAUCAGCGAUGCUGACCUCACCAACAAAACUGUCAUAGUAACAGGAGCAAACUCUGGCAUUGGCUGGUGGACAGCUCUCGACUUUGCCCAGCGAGGUGCCCGGGUCAUCCUCGCCUGUCGCAAUCUCCAGAAGGGUGAAGACGCCGCCAAAGAGAUCAAGACGCGCACGGGCAACUCGGAGGUCGUGGUGCGCCACCUGGAUCUAGCCAGCCUGCAGUCCGUCAGGGAGUUCGCUAACAAGAUCAUCGAAAGCGAGGAGAGACUGGAUAUUUUGGUUAACAAUGCAGGAGUUGCUCUCAUUCAGACACCUCAAGGUUCCACAACCGAGGAUAACUUCCACUACGUCUUCGGCAUCAACCACUUCGGCCACUUCCUGCUGACCAAUCUCCUCCUGGACCUGCUGAAGAAGAGCGCCCCCAGCCGAGUGGUCACCGUCUCCUCUGCGAUGCACCAUUUUUCCGCUGAGCCCAACUUGACUCGCUCGGUCCCCGGUGUGGAUGUCUUGUAUCCCUACCUUCAGUCCUAUUUCACCAGCAAGCUGGCCAACGUACUCUUCGCUAGGGAGCUGGCGAGACGUGAGGCUUCCAGCGGCGUGGUUUCUGCCUCGAUCCACCCUGGCGCCAUAAACUCGUGUAUGGUCAAAAACCACAUGACUGCUGAAUCCCAACCCGGGAUUGUUGCUACCUUGUAUUACCCGCUAUUUCCGCUGAUGUGGUUGUUUCUGAUAGACGAGGAAGCAGGCGCCCAGACGACCCUUCACUGCGCCCUGGAUAACUCGAUACCUCAGCUCUCUGGCAGCUACUUUGACAACUGCCAGCUGAUGGCGCCCUCAGCGCUCGCUCAAGAUGACGAGCUGGCCCGGAGAUUGUGGCAAGUCAGCUGCGAAGCCACCGGCUUGGGCUGUUAGUAAAUCCUGAAGCCUCCACGCUACUUCAGCUCUAGUGUUUUUUACACCUGGCAGCGCAGGUCACUGAACAUUGGCUCCAGUUUUUGCUGGUCCCGGAAGCCCAGGCUAUACAGGGUGGU
This is a messenger RNA of Patiria miniata (bat star), 1552 nucleotides long. RefSeq names its product retinol dehydrogenase 11-like. Bases 432 to 1433 code for a protein of 333 amino acids. The record is from RefSeq and is a predicted model, not a curated record. The transcript has 4 exons. Lineage: Eukaryota; Metazoa; Echinodermata; Asteroidea; Valvatida; Asterinidae.